AUGUCCAACACGAUUUUACCUCCAUCCGGUGAACAGAAGGCGAUCCGAUGGUAUCCUCCAUCGUACGACAUUCGAAUCGAAACAGUUCCCAUUCCACAGAUUCUGCAUCCUGAUGAUGCGAUAGUGAAAGUUCAAUUUGCGGCUUUGUGUGGAAGCGAUCUCCAUAUUUAUCGGGGCCACGGAGGCGUGAAUAAAGACCAUACCUGUGGGCACGAGUUUAUCGGAGCAGUCGUCGCCCUCGGCCAUAGCUAUGGGGGAGACAACACAGGAAGACCUUCCCUCUAUUCCACCCUCAAGAUCGGCGACAAAGUCGUCUCCCCGUUCACCGUGAACUGUGGGGAAUGCCACGCGUGCCGUCUUGGUUAUACAGGAAGGUGUCCAGAAGGGUUCCUGUUUGGAUCCCCUGCCCUCGAAGGCGGACAAGCACAAUACGUGCGCGUUCCUAAAGGGGGAGGGACUUUGUUCAACUUGAGCGACCCUUCGACCUGGUCCAGCAAUCUCUCGAAUAAGGAAAAGGAGAAGGCACUCACAACACUGUCAGAUAGCUCCUUGUUGAUGCUUGCUGAUAUCCUUCCCACCGGCGUCUUUGCUGCGCUCCAAGUAAUCAACCAUCCGAAAGUAGCGCCUAUCAUCACUGGUAAACCCUGGCCUAUGUGCUUCUCUAAGGAUGACGCACCCUCUAGCAAUCAAAUCAGUUUGACGGACGAAGACAAAAUCUUGACGGUCGCUGUCAUUGGCUUGGGGCCUGUGGGUAUAUGUGCCACCGUCAGCAUGCUUGACCUUCUCGCGACGCGCCAAAUUCCUUACAAAUUCGUUGCUGUCGAUCCCUUGGAGUCACGACGAGAAAAGGCGGCGGCCGUAUACAACACGAUCGAUACUGCCUGCAAGGCAAACGGCGAAUUUGCGGUCUGUUCGAUCGACGAGGCUAAGGACAAGGUGAAGGAAUGGACCGGUGGUGUGGGGUGUACGGCGGUUCUAGAGGUGGUCGGAAAUACGAGCGCUCUCACCCUUUCAUAUGACCUCAUCCGCGCCUUUGGGGUGAUCGUUUCUGUCGGCGUCCACGGGGAACCACUCCUUCCCUUCACCGGCCGUCAGGCCUACAAUAAAAAUGUGUCCUUCGACUUCGGACGGUGCCCUGCACGUGCGAUGUUCCCUCCUGCAUUUGACCUUCUAGGUGACGAUAUUUCCCGCCGUGCUUCUCGCAGAUUUUCUGAUGUCUUCAAAGUUAAGAGGCAGGAUGUCUUCGGGGGGAUCGGACAACCAGCGAGCCUCAUCGACCGAGUCGUUGAUUUCAGUCAGGCGGUCGAUAUUUAUCGAGCGUUCGAUAAGGGAGAAGUAGGGAAGGUGAUAUUUGACCCUUGGCGAGCUUAG
Messenger RNA from Cyclocybe aegerita, 1371 nucleotides. The record is from the annotation of a GenBank genome assembly. Lineage: Eukaryota; Fungi; Basidiomycota; Agaricomycetes; Agaricales; Hemipholiotaceae.